Messenger RNA from Oncorhynchus masou masou (cherry salmon), 5289 nucleotides. It is a transcript of the gene nrp2b, whose product is annotated as neuropilin 2b. Gene Ontology annotation, molecular function: semaphorin receptor activity; vascular endothelial growth factor receptor activity. NCBI's taxonomy places the organism in Eukaryota, Metazoa, Chordata, Actinopteri, Salmoniformes, Salmonidae. The record is from RefSeq and is a predicted model, not a curated record. Gene Ontology annotation, biological process: angiogenesis; axon guidance; vascular endothelial growth factor signaling pathway. The transcript has 19 exons. Gene Ontology annotation, cellular component: axon; postsynaptic membrane; glutamatergic synapse.
GUGUGUGUGUGUGUGUGUGUGUGUGUGUGUGUUUGUGCGCGCGCACCGCUUCUAUUUUUCCAGUUCCUUGUCCGUCUUUUUUAUAUAUAUAUAAGUAAAAGAAAGAAAGCUGCAGCAGGCAGUGAGUGGUCCUCUUUAAUCAGCGGCUGUGGGGAGGCGGGUCGAGGUGCUGACUGUAAUGUGAUAGCUGCUCCGCUCUAACGUUAUUACAUACACAUGCUGGCUGCCUGCGCUCUCGCUGCUGGAACACGGAGCCUUCAAAACUCAAGCCAGAAUAGUCCGAUCAGAGCAGAGGGAAGGAGCUGCGUGCCUGGACUAGAGGAGAGAGAACGGAGUGUUACCGAUAUAUAAUAGAGCUCUGGGUAAUAACGGCAAUACGAACCGUUUUGAUUUGCAUUCUAUGAAAGAUCGUUUUUACCGACGAGCCUUGGACAGUUGGACUAUUUCGUUAAGAUUUGUGUUGUUUUUUUUUGUGAUUUUUUUUUUUGGACUAGUAAAUGCGCUGGAGGGAGAAAGUCAAAGGAAAUACAAAAACAAAUAUCUUCUCACUGGUUUGGAGGCAACCAAAACACUCACUUCAGAUAUCUGCUAGAGAAAGCAUCAAUUCCGUGGACUAAAAACCGCUACGGACUUCUGAAUGAUUUCAUACAGAUUUUUUAUUUAAUUUUAUUUUCCAUAAUUUCUUUGUAAUAGAAUAUUAUCUGGAUGGAAUUGAUGUUUUAUUUAUUAAUUUUUUUCUCGUUAUUUUGAACGCCGCAGUGGCCAGAAUGGUUUUGAAUAUUUUAAAUUAUUGAAUUGAAAUAACGGGGCAGAAAAUGUUAUUCAUUUAAAAAAAGAAGAAACAAAAGAAGUGUUACCCGGGUGGGAAUUGAUUUCGCCGUUGUGUUGAACACCUAACCACAGACCAACGGCUUCCCGGUGGAGACGCGUGUUACCGUGACCGGAGAAAACAGUUUGCACGAGGAAGAAGACUUUCACGGCGAGUUCUUGUCUCCGGGAUUGGGAAGGGUGAAACUUCACCUCGGAAAAUGGAUAUAUUACCGUGGCUCUGUGGAUGUUUACUGGCCGUUUGUUUACCACCAAUAGUUGUCGGUGAAGAAGGUGAGGCGUGUGGCGGACAUUUUGAUGCCAGCAACGCCGGGUACAUCACCACCCCAGGGUAUCCUCUGGAGUACCCCCCCCAUCAGAGCUGUCGCUGGGUCGUCACCGCCCCAGAACCCUCCCAGCGUAUCGUCCUCAACUUCAACCCCCACUUUGAACUGGAGAAACUGGACUGCAGAUAUGACUUCAUAGAGAUCCGUGAUGGAAACAGUGAGAAUGGAGAUCUGUUGGGUAAACACUGCAGCAACAUCGCCCCUCCAGCCAUCAUCUCCUCCGGCCCCGUGCUCCACAUCAAGUUUGUCUCUGACUACGCUCAUCAGGGAGCUGGUUUUUCACUGCGCUACGAGAUCUUCAAAACUGGUUCAGACUGCUCCCGUAACUUCACCAGUCAGAACGGGAUUAUUGAGUCUCCGGGGUUCCCUGAUAAAUACCCUCAUAACCUGGAGUGUUCCUUUAUAAUCAUCGUGCCCCCGGCCAUGGACGUGGCCCUGACCUUCCUGACCUUUGACUGACUGACUGACUACGACUGGUUGGAGGUCUGGGACGGUCUGCCACAGGUGGGGCCUCUGAUAGGACGUUACUGUGGAACUAAGAUCCCUCCUGAAAUCACAUCAUCUACAGGUAUCCUGUCUCUGUCUUUCCACACGGACAUGGCCGUGGCCAAAGAUGGCUUCUCUGCUCGCUACAACAUGACACACAAAGAAGUCAGCGACACCUUCCAUUGCAGUAACGCGUUAGGUCUGGAGUCAGGGAAGAUCUCUGACGACCAGAUCACUGCCUCCUCUUCCUUCUAUGACAACACAUGGUUGCCACGGCAGGCCCGCCUUAACAACGGCAACAACGCGUGGACGCCCAACGAGGACAGCAGCAAGGAGUACAUCCAGGUGGAUCUCCAUGUCCUGAAGGUGUUGACGGGUAUCUCUACCCAGGGAGCGGUGUCCAAGGAGACCCAGAAGUCCUACUAUGUCACCACCUUUAAGCUGGAGGUCAGCACCAACGGAGAGGACUGGAUGGUCUACCGAUACGGCAAGAACCACAAGAUUUUCAAUGCCAACACAGACUCUACUGAGGUGGUUCUGAACCGGAUCCCCCAGCCUGUUCUGGCCCGCUUCGUACGCAUCAGACCCCAGGCCUGGAAGACAGGCAUCGCCCUGCGCUUUGAACUCUACGGGUGCCAGAUCACUGACGCUCCAUGUUCUGAGAUGCAGGGGAUGCUGUCCGGGCUGCUGCCCGACUCCCAGAUCACGGCGUCAUCCCUGAGGGACAUCCACGGCUCCAUGGGGACGGCCAGGCUGGUAGCCAGCAGGUCAGGAUGGUUCCCCAGCCCAACACAGCCUCUGGCCGGGGAGGAGUGGCUUCAGGUGGACUUGGGGGUCCCCAAGACAGUACGAGGCGUCAUCACUCAGGGGGCGAGGAGCGUGGAGGGGAGUACGUCAGCUGAGAACAGGGCCUUCGUCAGGAAGUACCGCGUGUCUCACAGCCUGACGGGCAAGGACUGGACUUUUAUCCUGGACCGAAAGACCAGCCAUCCUAAGAUCUUUGAGGGCAACACACACUACGACACUCCAGAGAUCCGUCGGUUUGAGGAGAUGCCGGCUCAGUUCAUCAGGAUCUACCCAGAGCGGUGGUCUCCGGUCGGGAUCGGGAUGAGGCUGGAGGUGCUGGGAUGUGAACUGCCAGAAAUGACUACUCUUCCUGACACUGCCACAACCCCCCUGCCUAGACUAGAGGAGACCACCGCUGCCUCGAGAGGACCAGGCACUACUGUGUGGUCUAUGGGCGGUCUGUGUGACUUUGAGUCCAGUCUGUGUGGCUGGAUCCCAGACAGCAUGUCAGAGCUGAGCUGGUCUCUCCACAGCGGCAGCCUCUCGUCUGGUCUAACACCCAGUCUGGAUCUACCUCUCUCCCUGCCCAAAGACGACGUGGGUAAUUUCCUCCACAUCGAGGCCAGCCCCAGGACAGAGAGGCAGCGAGCCCGUCUGGUGAGCCCCGCUGUGGGGCCUGAGAGAGGACCGCUGUGCCUGCUCUUCAACUACCAGCUCCAGGGGCCCGAGAACCAGGGCCUAGGGUCCCUCAGGAUUCUCAUCAGAGACAACGACCGGGAGGAGACUCUGCUCUGGGCCCUCAGAGGAGACCAGGGGUCCGUGUGGAAGGAGGGUCGCACCAUCCUGCCCCAGUCACCCAAAGAGUACCAGGUGGUGAUUGAGGGCUUCUUUGAGCACAGCAACCGAGGACACAUCUGGAUCGACAACAUCCACAUGAGCUCCAGUACUGAGCUGGAACAGUGUACCCAACCCUUCGCUGCAUUCCCUCCUGACAUGACUGACCGGAGGCCUAUUGACUCUGGAAAUAAACCACUUUACAACGGCAGAGAACGAAUGAAUGGAGGUUUCCCGUUCCCAGAGUGGAGUACCCCUGGCCCGUCCAUGGACCCCCCUGUGACACAUGUCUCUGAGAAGGACAACUCGUGGCUGUACACCCUGGAUCCUAUCCUGGUUACCAUCAUCGUCAUGUCUUCCCUGGGCGUACUGCUGGGGGCGGUGUGUGGCGGCCUGCUGCUCUACUGCACCUGCUUCUACAGCGGCCUGUCGUCACGGAGCUCCACCACAUUGGAGAACUACAACUUUGAGCUGUACGACGGGAUCAAACACAAGGAGAGACCCUGAUCAAUCAAAGCUCGUGAAUGAACCACACUUACCUGCCAUGAUGCCACACGUACUGGCCACUGGAUCACAGCAGUCUGGGCCUGGACCAGAACCCCUACUGUCAGUCUGGGGUUGCACCCUAAACCCCUACUGCAGCAGACUGGGACCGGACCCAAAAACCCGUCUAGGACCGAUCCUCUCAGAGCUGUCAUGUAGCCAGUGGACCAUUCAGUGGGUGCUGAACAAUAUCAAAACAUAUCAAUCUAAUGCCUAUCCCAAAAAAAAGAUGAAAAGAAAAUGAAUCUAGAUUUGUAAAGAAGAAAAGAAGAAGACAUUUUGUUGUUUGUUUUUUUGGUUAUGAUAGACGUUAGAAUAUGAGUGGAAUUAUGGCCAGGAAGGUUUUUUUAGAAUGUGAUUCUAGCUUGUAAGACAGCUCUCGGCUUGCUCCGCCUGCCUGCAUUAUGUGAAAACAGUGGCAUAGAGUAUCGUGGACAGUUUUUUAAGUUCAGUUGAAGAACAUGUGUCUUUAUUAUGAUCAGCUUCAGUUGUAUCGCUCUGUAGACCAUCCCUCGUUCUCAUUUUUAGACUUCAGUGUGUCAAUAGUUGAAUUCUUUUUUUUUGUUUUUUUUUUUCCUUUCGCCUCAGUUCAGUUGAGUUCAGUUCAUCUGUUAUGGCGUGUUUCUGUUUUUCCAGACUGUUACCAGCCUUUUAAAACGAAGACGAAGAGGAAGAAUGAAAAGAAAACUUUAUCUAACAUGACAUAUUGUUCGUUAAGAUACUUUAAGUUGGAAGGAGCAUUAUGAUUUUCUCUUGCUUUUUUUUGCCUGUGAUGAUCUAUAACACAUGGUGUGAUGCGCUGUGUGAAACAUUAUCAUUGUUUUAUUGCACCCUAUGGAUUGCUGAGAGAGAGAGAAAGAGACAGCUAUAGUUCACAGAGAUCAGGAGUGUGAGAAGAAAAUAACUCUCACCAGCAGAGAGAGAGAGACAGAGAGAGACAGAGACAGAAAGAAAGAGAGACAGAAAGAGACAGAGAGACAAAGAGAGGCAGAGAGAGACAGAGACAGAAAGAGACAGAGAGAAAGAGAGACAGAGACAGAGAGACAAAGAGAGGCAGAGAGAGACAGAGACAGAAAGAGACAGAGAGAAAGAGAGACAGAGAGAGAUAAUCCUCUCAUCUUUCCAGACGACUUUAACUCCCUAAAGAAGAAAGACCUCAAAGAAAAGAAAGAAAGGACUACAGGAGCUGGAUAAAAAGCCAAGCCACUUUCUUGGACACACAAUUGAGCCUUAAGCUAACUGUUAUUGGAAGAGAGCCAUGCGUAGAGAAGCUAGCGACAGAUCGAUCUAUCCUGGAGUAGAGAGACAGAGAGCCAUGCGUAGGGACGCUAGCGACAGAUCAAUCUAUCCUGGAGUAGUAGAGAGACAGAGAGCCAUGCUUAGGGAAGCUAGCGACAGAUCAAUCUAUCCUGGAGUAGAGAGACAGAGAGCCAUGUGUAGAGAAGCUAACGACAGAUCGAUCUAUACUGGAGUAGAGAGACAGAGA